GUCAUGUCUCACGUUAGCAUCAAGUAACCAUGGCGAAGCUUUAUGCCAUCUCCGAUUUGCAUCUUUCGUAUCCCCUAAAUGCCUCAACAUGGAAUCUUCUGCAGCCAAAACCACCUGGUAGUGGUCUCAUUCUUGCAGGUGACAUUGGCGAAUCAGCUACGCACUUAACGGCUGCCUUUGAGCGCGCCAAAGCCUGCUUCACGCACGUAUUCUGGGUCCCAGGAAACCAUGAGCUCUACAGCAUCUCGUCUCACAUGGCCAAGCACCCUGCCGAUCAACUUAAAGGUGAAGCGAAAUACAAUGCCUUGGUGGAACUGGCACGGGAGCACGGUGUCCUCACACCAGAGGAUGAUUGGAUGCUAUGGCCGGGGCCAGAUGGCGUUGAUGUGGUGAUCGCGCUAGUAUUCACGUUAUACGACUAUUCGUUUCGCCCGGCAGAGGUUUCCCGAGAGAAAGCGUUGGAAUGGGCGAUGGAAGAGAACAUUUAUGCAACGGACGAGGCCGUGCUGCAUCCAGACCCAUAUGGCUCGCGGGACGAAUGGUGUACGAAACUAUGCGAAAGAUGGGAGCUUAAAUUCUCCGACUACGCCUCGAGAUAUCCGAAUUCGAAAUUUGUGAUUGUCAACCACUGGCCUCUACGAGAAGAUUUAGUCUUCAUUCCCAAAGUCCCUCGGUUUUCUCUGUGGUGUGGAACGAAAAGAACCCAAGAUUGGACAGAGGUCGGGCGUUUUGGUGCAGACUAUGGAGGGGCACUGGUGGUGGUCUCAGGACAUCUGCAUGUUCGACGGACAGAUGUCAAAGAAGGGGUGAGAUAUGAAGAGGUCAGCUUGGGAUAUCCCCGGCAUUGGGAAAAGGCACGGGAUGCAAGUAAAGGCGCCAACGAAAUGUUGAGAGAAAUUCUUCCAGGGGCAGGAAUAGUCGUGGAAGAAGGUCAGCGGAUAUGGAGGCCACAAGGGUAGCAAGCAAGACCAAUAUGAGACGAGAGGAAUGAACCGAUACGAUGUAUACCUCCGUACCUACAUUACAAAUGAUGUUGCCCUUUCCAUGCAUUCUUUGGGUGUGGAGGCGACGGGAUACACGGUGUGCAGCGUCACAUGGAAUGAGACAUUCCUGCUUCUUGAGCUACGAAAGCUGUUACGCCAAAAGAUUUGUUGUAUUAACAAGAUGUCCGUGCAUCAUUAGAUCUUCAACUGGCUUUACGAUUAAUUUUGCGCAACGGACAUAGAUACCAGCUGUGGUUCCAGACGCGGCAAUGUAGUUGGCUGAUUACCAAUAGACCUAUGUCGACGAGCAGGCAGUGAAUCUAUAUCCAGGUAGCAGUCAGAAUCUUAUCGCUCUAUCGAAAAAACAAUAGCUUCUAGUGGAAUAAUUUUAACCUUAACGGUAAAAACUGGAUUGCC
Trichoderma harzianum CBS 226.95 is the source of this 1400-nucleotide messenger RNA. RefSeq lists its product as hypothetical. Bases 30 to 959 code for a protein of 309 amino acids. Gene Ontology annotation, molecular function: hydrolase activity. The record is from RefSeq and is a predicted model, not a curated record. NCBI's taxonomy places the organism in Eukaryota, Fungi, Ascomycota, Sordariomycetes, Hypocreales, Hypocreaceae. The transcript is spliced from 2 exons.